Molecule: messenger RNA, 3268 nt
Organism: Dromiciops gliroides (monito del monte)
Lineage: Eukaryota; Metazoa; Chordata; Mammalia; Microbiotheria; Microbiotheriidae
Gene: ZC3H12A
Product: zinc finger CCCH-type containing 12A
Exons: 6
Coding region: 242-2218 (658 amino acids)
Biological process (GO): nuclear-transcribed mRNA catabolic process, RNase MRP-dependent; 3'-UTR-mediated mRNA destabilization
Cellular component (GO): nucleus; cytoplasmic ribonucleoprotein granule
Molecular function (GO): metal ion binding; mRNA binding; RNA endonuclease activity
Source: RefSeq, a predicted model, not a curated record
UCCUCCUCCUUCUUCUUCUUCUUCUCCUCCUCCUCCUCCUAAAGGGCCGCUGCCACCGCCGCUCCGGCUUUCCGCGUCUUCGAAACCGCCGCCACCUGUCGGGACCUGCCCGCCCCCCGGUAUAAAGUCCCGGGGACGAGCCCUGCCCCCCGGAGUCGGACCCCCAUGGAGACACGGCUUGAGACAGCGCACGGCCGGAAGCUGGAAGGAAGUGGGAGUUUGAACCUUCAGGAAGAGAAGGAUGAGCAUGGACCAGAGGUCCCCCGAGGUCCUGACUCCUGGAAGUGAGGGCCCUCCUCAUCAAGCCAGUCCUGCCAUGAGUCUUUCAGCUGUCCAGGAGAAUGCAUCUUUGGGGUCCAACAGCCUGGGCUCCCUUUCCAGGCAGCGGGGGAGCCCCCAAACCAGCCGGUCUGGCUCUCCACACAACAGAACAGUGAUGGCGGCCCCCGAGCCAGGCCAACCAGGAGGCUUGGAUGACACAGAGCUACAGAUGAAAGUGGACUUUUUCCGGAAACUAGGUUACUCGUCCAUUGAGAUCCAUGGGGUCCUACACAAGCUGGGACUUCAGGCUGACACCAACACUGUUCUGGGUGAGCUGGUGAAACACGGGCCAGCCACAGAGCGAGAAGCCCCCCUGGAUGGGCCCACAGAGCCCCCGCUGGUGCCCCGAGGUGGAGGGACCCCAAAGGCACCCUCCCCUUGCUCUCUACCCCCUGAGGACAAGGAAGCCAGUAACCUGAGGCCAGUGGUCAUCGAUGGGAGCAAUGUAGCCAUGAGCCAUGGAAAUAAGGAGGUUUUCUCCUGCCGAGGCAUCUUGCUAGCUGUGAACUGGUUCCUGGAGCGCGGCCACUCGGAUAUCACAGUGUUUGUGCCACUGUGGAGGAAGGAGCAGCCACGUCCCGAUGUGCCCAUCACAGAUCAGCACAUUCUGCGCGAGCUGGAGAAGAAGAAGAUCUUGGUAUUUACGCCAUCCCGGCGAGUGGGGGGUAAGCGGGUCGUGUGCUAUGAUGACCGAUUCAUCGUGAAGUUGGCGUUCGAUUCUGAUGGCAUCAUAGUCUCCAAUGAUACCUACAGGGACCUGCAGUGUGAGCGGCUGGAGUGGAAGAGGUUCAUCGAGGAGCGACUGCUCAUGUACUCUUUCGUCAAUGAUAAGUUCAUGCCACCUGAUGACCCCCUUGGUCGCCAUGGGCCCAGCCUGGAUAACUUCCUCCGGAAGAAACCUCUCAUGCUUGAGCACAAGAAACAGCCUUGCCCCUAUGGGAAGAAGUGUACGUAUGGGAUUAAGUGUCGAUUCUACCACCCGGAGAGGCCGAGCCGGCCCCAGCGUUCAGUGGCAGAUGAACUUCGAGCCAAUGCCCGACUCUCUCCACCCCGGGUACCUGCCAAAGACAAGAAAUGCCUCCAGCCCUCGCCCACAUCCACUCCAGCCCCUGGGUCCCUGCCUGUUAAAGAUGAUCGAGAUCAUUGGCUGCCAGAGAAGAAGUUCCCAGGGGCCCAGCUGAAUUCCGGAGGCAGUGGGGAUAGUCAGACUAAGGCUUAUGCCCAAGGCAGGAGCCUGCCAAGCAUGAGUAGUGGCUUCAGCCCAGCAGACUGGGCCCCCCCUCCCCUAGACUCCCUCCCUUAUACCUCCCAAGACUGCCUGGACUCAGGCAUUGGCUCCCUGGAAAGUCAAAUGUCAGACCUCUGGGGUGGCCGGGGGAACAGCAGCAGUCACAUGGAGUCUGGAGAGCCUCCUAGGACUGGGGGGAGUGGCAGCAACCAACAGAGGUGUAGCUUCCUAGGCCGGGGCCAUCUCAUGACCUAUGGCCCCGAGCACCCCCCUGGCCCUCCAUCCCUCUCCUUCCCAGGCUACGGGCGGCCUGUGGGCACUGGCCAGUUCAGCAUCCCAGCGGAGUACCCUCCACCUCUGGGGUAUGCCCCACGAGAGUACUGGUCAGAACCAUACCCAAUGCCCCCUCCCACAGCAGCUAGGGCUUCCCCAGCCCUACACGAUCCCCACCUACUUAGUGCCCCAGCAGGCUAUGGUACUGAAGCAUCAGCAUGGGGAGCUGGGACAGACAGCUUCGCCAAGGAGCGGGCCAGCCUCCGUGUAAAGCUCUGCGGCAUCUUCCCCCCACAUCUGGUGGAGACCGUGAUGAGACGCUUCCCCCAGCUCCUGGAUCCCCAGCAGCUGGCAGCUGAGAUCCUCAGCUACAAAUCUCAGAACCCAAGUGGGUGACCCUUGGAGAGUUCCCAGUGUCACUCAGCCCCUCAGGGCAUGGGUGUGGGCAUGCGUUAGGGGCUGCCUCGGUCUCCCACUGAACCCAGCCUAACUAUGACAGUGCCCCCAGUCUGUCCCUGGAGUUACCGGGACACUACACGGGCCAAGCUAAUUUUUAACAACUCCCCUUGUGUUGGCACAGGAACCCUGUGGGUUCCUGAGCAUCUGCCUGAGGGAGAAUCUUACAGUAGGAAAGGGAUCCCAGAAACCAAAGAAAUACUGUAACAAUUGAUUCUGGUCUUGGACUAAUGAAGACUCUCUCUAUCUUUCUCGUGUCCCCGUCUGCCCUGUAGGUCUCUUUCUCCCCUCUGACUCUUUGUUCUGAAAUUCUUUCCUCUAACUUUCGGCUCUGUCCUGUUUCUGUCUCUCGUGUCUAUUUGCUCUGGGUCUCCGUCUCUCUCAUCUGACUCUCUGCUCUGGGUCUCAGUCUCUGUUCAGGACCAGAAGCGAUUGCCCUGUUGGUACACAUUGUAUCAGAGUUUAAUGAUGAGACAAUAAUGUCUUUCCUGUGGCUGAUGCCCCAACCCUCUUUCUUCUUGAGGACAGGAAGGAGGGAAGGAGAAGCCAGGGAGGGGAGGAGUCUGUUCCCCUCCUCAGCAUCUCCAGCUCCCUCCCUCCAGGCUUUGUCCUUAGGAUAACAGCCUCUCACUGGCUGGUUCGGCACUGUGUGCCCUCCGAGGCCCCGGCCAGGGCCCCCCAACCACGUACGCCAAUGAUGCCCCAGGGCCGGCGAGGUUUCAUGUUAGUAGUUAAGAUGGUUUUUAAGAAUCUCUCUCUCCUUGUACCUGCUGUUGCCACCAUGUCUGCUUUAUAGUUUCUCUCUCUUAGGCGUAUUUUUUUCUCCCAGACCCCCGAGAAGCUGGGGCAGGGACAGCAGAGACUGUUCCCAGAGGGUGUCUGGGUGAUGGUCUCAGACAGGUAUCUCUAACCUUGGUUGAGGGGUAGCCCUGCCUGCCCAAGGGAUAUAGGGGAGAUUCAGGUUUAUGGAAAGGUAUAUUUUAGAUUGGA